This is a messenger RNA of Amoebophrya sp. A120, 1778 nucleotides long. Lineage: Eukaryota; Dinophyceae; Syndiniales; Amoebophryaceae. The record is from the annotation of a GenBank genome assembly.
CCUACUUUGGUCCCAGCAGCAUCGAGGGGGGAGGGCUUUUCCUUUUCCUGGCAUCCAUAGGCUGCCAGUCGGAGAGGAAGUGAAAUUUUCCAUUGUUGGCCGCGUUUUCUUGUAUUUGCAGCAAGCGGAGAGCUGCACCCGAUGAAAAAACUUGCAGGUAUGGAAUCAAGUCAGAUUGCGUUGAUUGAUGUGAAUCUGUCGAAGCGAAACUUCGUCACAUGGAACGUAAAUCGCCCCGUGUCAGUUGGCGUCAACCUGCAGGUCAUGCGGGACAUGCUCAAGUCAGGUACAGACACUCCCUAUUGGAUUUCGUUGCAGGAAGAUGAAUCCAGUGUGGAUAUUUUUGUUGGAGGAUUUUGCUCACCUUGACCUGCUCCACUUGCAUCAGUCGGAGCAGCGGAGAAGUAGUAAGUCUGUCUAUUUGUACUGCUUAAGUUUAAGUGUCUUGUCCUGUUUCUUUACCGAUCGCGUUCACGAUUUUUUCGAAAGAUGAACAACUCUUCAGGGCAAAGCGACGACUUCUGGCGCAUGUACCAGUAUCCCGACGACGAAUACAUUCACAUGCAAAUUUUUUCUAGGAGAAACAGUAUGGCGAAGCUCGACUUUCAAUGGAAAUCCAUGGAUAUUGACAUGGAAAACAUCGAGGCCCCAAGUGUACUUCUACUUUUUACGUUUUAUUUGGGUCACGUGAUGUUUCUGUUCGCUGACUCUGAGUCUGACUUGCCAUUGCGUCGUUCUGAAAUAACGAACAAUUCGGUUUUUCAUGUUCUUCGCUGAAGAUGCAAGCUUCCAGGUGGUUGCUCCACUUUUUAGGAACGCGACCGGUUGCAAGUUGUUAAGUACAUCAGCCCCACGGAGAAGUGCGUGCUCACGAAAGGAGCACCUUGCUAUUGAUUUUGCGUGCAUAAAACUACUUACACAUGAUCACAGGAACUGUGCGCCGGCGAGCCGUCUGUGGUGAUGGCAAGUUGGCGUUUCAAGGAGCUGAUGUCUGAGUUCAAGGCGAUGGGGGACAACCUGGAAGUGUGCCUGAAUCCUUCGCACCUAACCUGGCACGUCACCGAGCCCGGCAAGCGCGUGAUUGACUACUGGCACGACUCCCGGCAGGACCCAGAAGGUAGUCGUGUGAUGAUCUCACUUGGGGAGAACGACGAGCUCAGGGGCUGGAAGAAAACCUUUGGUCUCAAGCAUUUGGACAUCUUUUCCCGGGGAAGCUCCUUGGCCGGGAAAAUCAAGAUAUGGCUCUGUAUUUUUACCUGUUGCAUUCGUUUGACUCUAGUUUAAGUUUUUAUUUUUGUGUUUUCUGCAUCGAACCGCCGCUUGUGUUUGAUGUGAUGAAAGCGCCGAAAUGUUGUAUACUGCAUUCAUCUGUUGUUCAUUCUUGAACGCCAAACGAACCUGCUACGUCAAAAAAUUACUACAGUUCAUCAACACCCAGCAUGCUACCAUUACGACAUAGAAGACGACCCCACCCUUGGCUGGGCGCGGUUCUGGCUUGCACCUUUCGCCGAUAGCAACGUGGGAGGUGGAAACGAAGGAGGGGGAUAAAAAACACGACAAAAAGUAGUGGGGCCUUGUAGUUGCGAUCAUGGACAUUCAAACUUCAUCCCAGAUUCUCGAAAGUGACCGACGAGACGCCUGUUUUUCAUUGGUAAAAAGAAGCUACUGUAGCCGUACGGCACUACAUCUACAGCACGGAGCCCAAGGCUGAUUUUUCGCGGAAGAAAAAGAAGUAGAACAAAGCUGCACAUAAUUCUGUUGCGGCUUUCUCUUUCAAC